ACUUAACUGCUAAUAACAUAUUCAAAGUAUUAUUUUUAUUUUCGACCUAAAAGGUUAUUGGUAAUUGCGAAAAAAUAGAAAGUCUUGUAAAUAUAGUUGAGGAACCCUUCCAUAUUAAAAAAAAAAUACCUGUUAAACGAAAAAGUAAAGUUUUUUCAAAGUUAAAGAAGUUAGUGGUAAUGAAUCAAAGUGAAUUGUGAAAAUAAUUCUCAAAAAGUUGACACAUAAUACAGGAAUGUCGAAGAUUUCAAAUAUAGUUCAUCAAAGAGGUGAUUGGCAGCCUGGAAGAUGCGAUCAUACAAUUCGGGUUAUGUGUCGCAUCGGACAAGCAGUCAGCUUGGCUGUCGAACGUUUUGCAACAGUUGGCGAGUCUAUAGCUGAAAACAAUGCAGAGAUAAGGACGGAUAUGCAUGAGGCAUGCAAUGAAGCACGAUCAGCAGGAGCUACCAUAGAACGGCUUUGUGAAACUGCUGCAGACGACCCUCUUAAAUAUCCCUUACCUGAUGACCCUUUGGGUGACCGAAGUGCGAUGAUCCAUGCUACAAGAUCACUUUUGGGUUCUGUAACAAGAGUUCUUCUCUUAGCUGAUAUUGUUCUUGUGAAAAAGCUUUUGCUGACCAAAGACAAAGUAGCGCAUUCUCUCGGCAGACUUCAAUCAGUGGGGAACUUUACUGAAUUUGUGACAGCGUUUUCUAUUUUCGGAGCUGAAAUGAUAGAACUGGCACAUGUUACUGGAAAACGUCAAAAUGAUUUGAAAGAAGAACGUCGACGGGCACAAAUGUCAGCAGCAAGACAGGUUUUAGAACGCUCAACAACUCUACUCUUUACUUCUUCGAAAACAUGUCUAAGGCAUUUGGAAUGUCCAAUUGCAAAAGAAAAUCGUGAUACCGUUUUUUGCCAUAUGCGAAGUGCUAUCGAUUUAAUUCAUUUUGUUGUUAAAGAUAGUGUCAACGAAUGCAUGUCCCUAAGAUAUUCACCGAACAGGUCACACGCAAGAGUCUGGGAGGCCGAUACAAACACAGCGCAUUCAGCAAUAAUGAGCUUCGUACGAUUAUUAGAAAUUUGUAGACUACAUUACGAUAAACACCAUAAAAAUAAGUGUAAAACAAAUACUCCAAGUAAUACAAAGCAAUUACCUAAUCAAAAUAUAACCCACUCAAGCAGAGGUGGGCAAGUAUCUAAUAACGCUUUGCUUUGCGAAAACAUAGACUGCAAUAACGAUUAUCCCCUAGAACAAAUAAAUUCAGAAUCAUCGAUAUUCAAUUCAAUGUUUAGGCAACAACUAAUAUUGGCUUUGGAUAGAGUUGUGGAAAAAACUCAAGACUUUACCGAUUCGGCAUAUACCAGCCAUGAGAAUCGAGAACAUAUAUUACUUUUAUGUAAUCAAUGUAAGUUAGAACUCAAUCAAUGUGCAAGGAUUGCCAUCAAUAUGGAACAGUAUCCGGAGACUAUACAUUACGACUUAGAUACCUCAUUAGACAAUAUCCAAGCAGCGGUAAAUGACCUCUCCCAGCAAUUAAAUUUAACAGUAUUGGAUUUAGUAACUAAUUUUACAACAAAAAUUAAGAUUAUAAUAGACAUAAUUAAUAGCUUUAAGACAAUAGCUUUAAAACAAGAGCUUGACCGCAUGCAGGAAUUGGCUGAUCGAUUUCAUGAUUAUUGUGAUUAUGUGUUAGAUGUUUGUAAAUUGCUACAACAUGUUGCACUUACUGAAACUUUAAAAAUUCAGGCUAAAUUUACCGAAAUUAAUCUUCGCAUCUAUAGCCCACAAGUUUUGAAUGCAGCUAAAAUACUAUCAGCUUAUCCCUCGUGUAAGAUUUCGUUAGACAAUUUAAAUGUUUUUAUAGAAAAUUGGGAAUGUAUUGCGAGCGAUACAAUCUUCAUAUCCAGACAAAUAAUAGAAAUGUGCCAUGCAAGGACUAAAUUUACUCGACAAGAUUACACAUCAAGUCUUCCGUGUCCAGACAAACAAGGUGCUGUAGUAAAAUCACUAAAACCGGUGAAGUUAGAUGAAAAAGAGGAACAAAAAAUAAUAGAAACUCAGGAAAAAAUAUCAACAAAUGAAGUUGGUGCAGAAGACGACAAAUGGAACAGUGAAUUGGAGGAAAAUAAUGAUAUUGUAAAAAGAGCUAAAAAUAUGUCUUCAAUGGCCUUUUCGAUGCAUCAAUUUACGAAAGGUAAUGGCAGUUUGCGCACCACACAGGAUUUAUUUACGCAAGCUGAAUAUUUUGCUGAGGAGGCGAACCGAUUAUACAAAGUUGUGCGACAAUUUUCAUAUCAAGUUCCUGCUGGACAAAAUAAAAAGGAGCUUCUUGAUCAUUUAGACAAAGUUCCAACGUAUGUUCAAUCACUACAAUUUACUGUAAAGGAUCACACAGUUGGUAGAGCUGCAACCUUCGUAAAAGUUGACCAUGUAAUGCGAGAAACAAAAAAUUUACUUAACGUGAUAAAUAAAGUAGUAACUGAGUGCUUAGAAUGUGCCAAUAAGUACAAAUUAGAUUUCACUGGACUCACAAGUCGUGCAGGAUCCGGAGCUAUAAAAGAUGAUGAUGGCGGAACCGGCAUGAUGAUGGAUUCAAAGGGAUCAACAAACAGUACUGAAGGCAGCAUGUGACAGUAUGGUAUGGCUCGAAGAGCCAAAGGCGACGCUCGCAGGACCCGUGUAUCAUUCUUACUAUUUUAAGUUUCAUUUCGUAUGUACCUCUAUACAUAGUUUGUUUUUAACCGUUUUAGAAUACUUAAAAAUUGGAAUACGUAAUUUAUAAUACUUUUUAUGUUUUUUUUGUUCAACAUGUGUGUAUAGAACGAUUUAUUUAUCUUAUUCAGUUAAGGGAAAUUUUUGUGAAUUCAAAAAUUUAAAUUAUGAAAAUAAAAAUGUGUACAAAAUUUUUUACAUGUUAGAAAAUCAAUUAAACAAUUUCCUACUGCAUCCCUCAGAUUUCAACUAUAUGAGUGUGAACUUAAAGAACAUUUACCGAUUAAAGAGUUAUUAGUUGGCAAAUUUGGCGUUAACUUGUUGUGAAUUUGUUUUGUUGCUUUGCUAUUUUUGUGUCAAAUCAAGAAAUAUAUUCUUUUUUAAAUUGAUAUUAAGUUGCUUACUUUUAGAUUAAAUAAUAUGUUCUUGGUUAGUUAUGGGUGUAUUCAUAAAAAUCUGCGCUAGCAUUUCUUUUCUGAUACAUUUGUAAACGCAAUCCCAAUCCAGAAUGUGUGCAGUAAAGAAAAAUGUCUGACUUAGUCCGAUUUGUAUGUAAACAGAGUUCAUAAUGGCUGAAUCACAUACACGCUUCAGCUUCGGUUCGCCUGACGUUUACGAGUUCAGCCAUAGGAAUUCAAUGCAUGCUAUCACAAUGUAGCUUCGACCUCACGUUUUGUUUGACAAUCGUAAGAAAAAGAAUGUAAUGUAACGUAAUGUGACUCCAAACAGAAGCUCUAGUUCAAUUUUCUGAACAUUUGCUUUGUCUGACAGCUCAUCAGCAGUAAAAAAAUGUCAACAAACAAUAUAUUUGCUCUUUGGAGCGAUGAAAUAAUAGAAAUGUCAUUCAAAGCAACCUCGAAGCAAGCCUAACGUAACGCAGACGAAGCCGAAACUGAAGCGUGUAUGUAUUUCAGCCAUAAGCGUCAGAGAAAAAUGGCUUCCAAACAAAUUUUGUUAAACUUGAUUUUUGAUUUGCUUACCGAAAAAGAAAAGAAAAUUAUAAUUGGCACAAAUAUCUUGCAAAGAAAAAAUAGAAAGAAAAUUAUAAAAAUUAUAAAUUAUGUCCACACAACCUAGAGUUCUUUAAAAAUAAUAAUUUAAAUUAUUUUUAUCAAAAAAUUAUCAAAAUAUUUGUCAUUGCUUACAUUCUUAACGAGUCAGCCGCUUCGUCCUUCUUGUUGUGGUAAAAGUUAUUUUAAUAAUUCCCGCUCUUUCUGAAGCCUAACAAAAUCAACUGCACAAUCUGCCCGACGCUGACGUUUAUGAACGGAAGGUACUGCAGUUCGACAAGGUUAGUUCGAUCGAUAAUCUGAAUUUAUGAUCGCAGAUAACGCAGUUCUUAGUAAAGCUGACGUUUAUGAAUACAUUGUAUUUCUUAAAUUAAAUUUAAUACGUUAUUUAAAAUUGUUUUGAAUGGAAGCAGUAAAUUGUAUCGUAUACAAUUCAGACUCAAUUAUAAAAUAAAACAUGGAGAAGCACAUUUUUGAAUACGAAUAUUUAAUGCUUUAACUUCUACUAAUUAUGUAUUAGUUUGAUGGUCUACAGAAAGCAUUUGUAUCAAACCGAAAAAGUAGUUCAAUAAGCAUCAAGUUCAUGGAAGACAAAUUUCUUUCCACUCUUGUGGUAAUGGGUGUAUUCAUAUCAUUUAUUCGUGCAAAAAAACGUCGUUCACUACAAUUUGGCCUAGCUUAAGCCCAAUUAUGAUUGGCUGCCGGAAAUGUUGUCAAGCCUGAAGCUUUUAUAAACUUUUUACAUUACGCAACUGAUGAUGCAUUAUGGUAUUUGGUCUUCCUCGCUUUUAAGUAAAGUUUGUUCGAAGAAUAUUAUUUAAAACACAAACCCCAGAUUGGUAUAUUCCUGCCUUACAGUAAACAGAUAAUGUCUCACAAAUUAAAGACACAUUUAACUCAUUGUAACAUCUCGUCAACUUAUAAGUCUCGAACUUAACGGUUAAGAAGAGAAAGGGGUUUCAACAAACAUUUUUUAUUGAGUCCACCCAAGAGGGUCCAAAUUUAUGUGCAACUUGAAUAUCUCUGGGAAUGAUAUUGUUUUGAUAUUUCAGAAUUGGACAGUUCUUAGACUUACUUAAAAAUUAAAAAAAAAAACAUCAUUUCUGUUAAUGUUGUAAUUUGCAUUCCUAAUCUUUUAUUUAAUUUUUUGUAUAGUGAAAAGUACAAAUAUUUACUUUUAAAGUACUCAAGUAUUUAUUUAUCAUACAUUGAAAAAUGUUCACACAAAAAAUAUGAAAUUAACCUUUUUUUGUGAAACAAAAUUUAUUGCUUGCUCUAGUAGAUAGAUUUAUAUAAAUGUUUUGUUAUGUUUUAUUUUUUUCACUUCAGAAUUCUUAGAAAGUAGUAAAUUUAAAACUACGAUCAGAUAUUCAUGUUACUUAAUUUUUCUUAAUUUAUGAGAAACUCUAAAAACUAUUUUAAAUUUACCUAUAUACCUAUACAUUCAUUAUUAAUACAUACAACAUACAUAUGAAAAUCGAUCACAUGGAUUGGGCAAACGAAGCCGUCUAGCGGUGACGAUCGUGAUAAAAUUGAUUAAGCUAUUCAUUUAAUUUCCUUUUUAUCGUUGUCGCCAUCGCAGAUCACUUCAGUUUUGCCAGGGGUGCCAGAUUUAUAGCAUAAGCAAAAUUGAACUAAGGAAAAUCAUCUAAACUUUCUUGUUUUUUCUCUUAAACUAUAAUAAAAUAUUAUUUACUUGUCUUGUCAAAGAUCAAAAGUGAAUGUUUAAUUUUGGAUUAUGUGUCAAUUCAUGUAAUAAAAAUAAACAUUUUACCUGUCUUAGUAAAUCGAGAUUUCCUUUGGUAGUUUUUUAAAUUAAAAAAAUAGUAAGAAUGAUAAUGCGAGAAAUGUAUAUAAUGUGAAUAUUUUCAAUAACAAUGUUUGCCUUUGUAUAAACUUCAGUAAUGCUAUACUAACAUAUAUACCUAAAAAUGAAAUUUGAUUCCUCAAAUUUAGCUAGAAGUGUAUUUUCUUAUCAUUUUAAACAUUCAUUUUAUCAAGAACUUCUUUAAAAAAGAACAGUUUAUAAGAACUUGUUAAUAACUCCAUACAUAUAUACUAGUUUAACUUGUUUAAUAGCUCUAUUGCCUAAGUUAUAUUUAAAAGCGUUCUAAAUUUAAGGAAAACACUAGGUUAUAUUGUACAUUUAAGGACUAAAAGUAAUUUUUGUAUUAUUAUUAUUAUGGUUUUAUUUUAUACUACAAGGCUUAGUUAAGACAUUUUCUAACGGCUAAAAUGCUUAAAGUAUACCAGUAUCCCAAAGCCACACAAAUUGGCUUCAAGUAAUAACUUUUGCCAGCUUACUCGAUCUUUAGCUUGCUGCCUACAGUUUCGAAUACCAAGUUGACGUGCGUCGGCCUCAACUUGAUCGCUCCACCGGAGAUGAAGCCUGCCUCUGCUUUUUGUUCCCUAAGGCUUGGCGUUGAAUACCUUACGAGCUGGAGCUUCAAUGUUUAUUCGCUCGACAUGCCCUAGCCAUCUUAAGCGUUGUACACGCAUUUUUUUUACCAAAGGCAAGUCGCUGUACAGCUCGUAUAACUCCUAAUUGAUUCUUCUCCGCCAGAUGUUACUUUGCCUGUUCACACAAACCGGACCACAGAUCAUACGAAGAACCUUCCUCUCGAAGAUGCCAAGAGAUCCUUCAUCCGCCUGGGAGAGGGUCCAUGCUUCUGCACCAUACAGCAAGACUGGGAUGAUUAAAGUUUUGUACGUGUCUCUUUGGUACUUCGCGAUAAGGCCUUAUUCCUCAACUGCUUACUUAUGCCAAAGAAAAUCUGAACUCUGCGCUGAUGUCAUUUGCAGCAGUGCCUAGAUAAACAAAUUUAUUUACCACCUAGAAGUUGUACCUGUGAAUUGUCACAUUUUGACCAAGUCUACGGUGUGAAUCGACUCUAUUUGAUGACAGUAAAUAAUUUGUUUUGUGCUCGUUAAUGUCAUGACCCAGUUUCUUCCCCUCAGACUCGACAUUAGAAAAAACACCCGUCACUGCUCGUUUGGUUCUUCCUAAAAUGUCGAUGUCAUCUGCAUAUCCAAGAUAUUGUGUGGAUUUUUGAAAGCUGGUGCACGAUCGCACGAUCUAGGCGGCCAGUUGACGGGUCCCGAACAUAAAAUAAAAUGUUCACCGAACUCGCCUCUCAAUAAGUCCAUUGUUGCGCGUGGUGUGUGACAUGUGGCACCGUCUUGCUCAAACCACAUGUUAUUCUAGUCAAGCUCUUGCAUUUUGGGCAAAAAAAAGUUAGAUACCAUCUCGCGGGAGCGCUCACCAUUCACAGUUACGUUACGAUUCGCAACAUCUUUGAAGAAGUACGGUCCAGACCAGACCAUAAAGCGCACCAAACUGUGACUUUUUGUGGAUGCGUUGGUAGCUCUCACAAUGCUUCUGGCUGAUAUUCACUCCAAAAUCGACAAUUCUGCUUAUUAACUAAAAUCGACAAUUCUGCUUAUUUAAGACAAAAAUGAGCUUCGUCGCUGGACACAAUUUGUCGAUAAAAAAAGUGGAUCUUCGGCUAAAUUUUCCAAUUCACAAAAAAAUGUACAUUGCAGUAGGUCGUUCGGCUUCAAUUCUUGCACCAGCUGUAUUUUGAAAGCCAUCACACCUAACUCCUUUCCAAAAUUGUCCACGUUGUUGAGUAACGAAUCGAUAAUUGUUGGUCACCAUUCACACUGGCCGCUACAGCUGCGAUAUUUUCUUCAGUUCGCACUCUAUGUAAGAGUGUUGGUGGUUUAAUGUCCAACAAUGUAAAUUUGGUGCGAAGUUUAGCAGCUUCAGUGAUUCGAUUAAACUGACCAUAAAAUGGAAGAAGCGCACGAUGAACUUACUUAACAUAGCACGCAUUUUGAUAAUAAAAUUCAAUAAUUGGCAAGACUGUUCGAUUAUAAGACGAUUCGUGAUUAAAUGAUAGACCAAACUGAAGAUGUUUGACAAUGAAACAAAACACGAAACGCGCGUCAGCUGUUUAAACAAGUGUUGCCAAAAAGAUAUUAGCUAAAAAAUCACCCUUUAUUAAUGUUCUUUUUAUGAUAAGCCAUAACCAAAAUCUAUAGAAUUACAUUUAUUUUUUAGAUAUAAUUAAGUUUGUUUGCUAUAAUUUAUUCAUUCACUUUUAUUGUAUGUCUGGCUUUAACUUGUGUUUCUUAAUUAUCUUUAAAUAUUAAAUUAAGUACAUGUACAAUGUUGCCUAAGUUUUUUCUAAAAUUCAACCUUAAUCCAAUAAUUACAUUGAAAUUACUGCCAUCAGCCCCUUGACUAUCAAAAGAACUUCUUGAAAAAAAUCAAUGUUUUAUUCAGUCCAAUAUUUAUCGAUUGACCGAAAGCUAAAAAUUUAAGAAAUUAAAAUUUCAAAACAACACCAGACAAUUUAAAUCAUCAACAAUAUAUUUAUCAUUUUAAGUUACGAAGAAGAUAUAAAACAAACACAGGUAAUGGAAUAUGUUAUGAAAUUCUUAUGUCUCAAAUAACUGAGCUUUAAAUUUAUAUCUAAGUAGUUUUUUUUUGUAAAUCUUCUACUCUUAAUAAUUGUUAAGGUUCCUAGCCUAACUUGAAUAUUUAUUAUAAAUACCAUCGAAUCAAGAAUGUCAAAUUUUUUCUUUGUAUAGAUAGAAACGUCGUUUAAAUAGUUUAUUCAAAUCUUUAAAAAAUGGUAAUUGGUCUUAUAUCAGCUAAUAAAACAAGAAACCCCAAUAUUUAAAAAACGAUUGGGAAUAUUGAUUUUUUUUUUCCUUUGUAUUGCUAUAGCUGAUAGUUGUAAGAUGUAAUGUAUUUGUCAUGGUCAAAGGUCGAUGUAUUCUUAAAACUUUAUCUUUACAUCAACUUUUUACUUUGAUUUAUAAACAAAACAACAUUUAUAUUAUAAGAUGUGGAUAUUGUUAAAAAAAUGUGAAAGAAAUGUUAGGUUAAGGCAUAGUUUUAUUAUACUAAUCUUGGUAUGGGUCGUUAUAUAGCGUUAUUGUUUUUGUAAAAUUGUUAAAGUAAACUUCAAAUUUUAAUUAUUUCAGAAAACUGAUAAAAAAUGGAAUACAAAAUAUAAAGUCACUCAAAAAAUGAAGAAUCAAA
Molecule: messenger RNA, 8758 nt
Organism: Eupeodes corollae
Lineage: Eukaryota; Metazoa; Arthropoda; Insecta; Diptera; Syrphidae
Gene: alpha-Catr
Product: alpha-catulin
Exons: 6
Coding region: 236-2614 (792 amino acids)
Biological process (GO): Rho protein signal transduction; cell adhesion
Molecular function (GO): actin filament binding
Source: RefSeq, a predicted model, not a curated record